AUGAUUUUGGCCCCCUAUUACUUUAACGAGAAAACUAACCUAUCGGAACAGCCGUAUCGAAACCAGAAGCGAAGACUAGAGGGUAGGUCUAUACGAGAUCUUCCGCUAUAUAGUCAAGAGCUUUUGGAUCGUAUCCGCCUACCUGCUGAGCGUGAUUUGAAUGAUGACCCAUGUUGGCUCCGUACCUACUAUGACCCUUCCUCAGAAGACUCAUGGGGUCAGAUUCAAGAUUACAUUGAUACCAAGAUCGGCGGCCCAGUUACAGUUUACAACGACUCAUCCUUGUAUAACUUCGGUUCUAACUGGGAGAAGAUUUUUCUUCGCGCUCCACAGCUACUCGAUAAUACUUGUUUGUUCGAAGAAUACGAAGAGUAUGUUGAGGAGGCCCUAGAAGAGGGAAUUGAGUCCGAGAGCGGUGAUGCCCAGCAUGCCGGGGAAAACGGCUACGACCCAGUGGAGGAUGAAAACCCUUGGAUAUGCUUUUAUUCGGAGUACCUCUUCCGGUUGGCCGCAGGGCAUAUCUAUAUCGUUGAUGAAAAAACUUUGGCCUCCGAAGGCCCCGACGCAGGGACCGUCCUCGUGAUGUGGUACGACGAGUGUGGACGGGCAAUCCGUUACUAUCGUGAGGAAGCGAUGCAUGCAGCGGAAAUUGCGAAUCUUGCCCCUUGUUACCUCAAAGAUUAUGCGUGCUGGGAUAAUGCGGAGAUUGGCGAAUCCUAUGAAUGGGGUGCACCCUUAGGACCCCCCUACGGCGAAAACCGCAGAGAGGCCUCCGAGUAG
Penicillium canariense is the source of this 780-nucleotide messenger RNA. RefSeq lists its product as uncharacterized. The record is from RefSeq and is a predicted model, not a curated record. Bases 1 to 780 code for a protein of 259 amino acids. NCBI's taxonomy places the organism in Eukaryota, Fungi, Ascomycota, Eurotiomycetes, Eurotiales, Aspergillaceae. The transcript has a single exon.